AGGGAGGAAAAAGUUUGUCGUUUGAUCAGAUUAUAACGGUCCGAGCUUCUCCUCACUCCGUGCUCACUCUGCAGCUGCGUUUUUGUCCUUUUUUAAAUCCUUCCAAGAUGAACAGAGUUAUCCUCCAGCUGGUCGCAGUCGGAAUCUGCUUUGCAAUCGGUCAAGCUCUGGAGUGCUACAAAUGCAAGAUUGGCAUUGGGGAGCUGUGCAUAACGUCUAAAACCACAUGUCCCAGUGGGGAACACUGCUUCAGUGGUGAAGGAAAAGCAGCCGGCUUCGUGGACAUCAAGAUGAAGGGCUGUCUAGCAGAGGCCAAAUGCAACAAGACUGAAGAGGUGAACUUCUCCAUCAGCGGGAACACCACCGUCUACUCCAUGACCAAGACCUGCUGCAACACUGACCUGUGCAACACCGCCCCCGGCCUCCCCGGGACCCCCGGCCUGAUCUUGGCCGUCUCCGCCGUCUCUGCUCUGCUGGUGGCCAACUUUUACUAGAAACAACAGAUGACAAAUGACCCAAAGUGUACACAUAAAACACACACACCCUACUUAUUGUACACACACAAGUGCUGCACAGAUUAAAUUAAAUACUCUCCUCAGACACGAGCUGUGCAUUUUUAGAACCUCACAGCUUCAUUUUGUUCUUUUUUUUUUUGUAAAACUUUGAUUGCGUGUUUACUGUCCUUGAGGUGUAUUGUAUUUUUUUUUGGUUUCACACGUGUUUGUAUCGCUUAAAACUCGGUUCCCUCUUGUGUUUCUUUAAUUUUUUUUGUACGUACCAGCCCUCGUUUGGCUGUACCGCUGACAGAUGAAUUAACAAUGAGUGUCGAACAUUCAGAUGAUGUCAGCGCAGCUCUGUGGGCGUCAGGAGCUAAAUCACAUGUUCCAGGUCAGUGAAGGUCAUCGCACUAUGAAGGAAUAGUUUGACACUUCGGACGACGUUGAUAACCCUUUGAUGCUCAGUGUGGGUCAGGAGAGUCCCAUUUUCCACUGGAUUUGGAUCAUUUUUGCCCCAUGUUGCACAUCAAUGUUGUUAAGAAUUAGAUUGGAAGAUUCUUACUCCCUACAGUUUUGUAUAUUUGAUAGAAAGUUGCAGACAGUUAGCUUAGCUUAGCAUAAAGACUGGAAACAAGGGGAUAUAGUUAGGGGUGGACCUGAAUAUCCGAACAUUCGGCCGUUAUGGUAGUUUCCGAAUAUUUAUUUUGAGAUCCGAAUAUUUGUAUCCCCCACCACCACCACCUCCGUCGGACAAUGUCGCGCCAUCAGGAUUGGACUCGUCCCUUCGUCUCCUUCCCUUCCCCCACGACGGACGUUCCGAUCCGAAUAUUUGGAUAUUCGUCAUUAAUUGGGGCCGAAUAUCCGGAGCCCAGAAAUUGCUAUUUUGGCCGACCCUAGAUAUAGUUAGCCUAGCUUGAAAUGUCUAUCUAUAACGCAAGAACAGUAAGUUCUUAAGCUUACUGUUGGAGCUUUAAGGUUUUUGUUUUCAUGCUAAGCUAAGCUAACCACGUCUUGGCUCAAAGAUUGUCAAACUAUUCUUUUCGUUAUGCCUUUGACCCACUGUUAUAUCAUGUUUUGGCUCUUUUCCACUAGCACCUACUCGACUCUACUGGGUUUGUGAGGUUUUCCAUUAGGACGUAGUACCUGGUACCAGAUACUAUUUUAGUUCCUACUCGGGCGAGGUUCCAGCCAGCUGAGUGGAGCCGAUAAUGUGACGUCUACAGAGUGCAGGCCACUGAUUGGACAGGGAGUGACAACACUACACAGCAUACAUAUUUUAACCCUUGUGUCGACCUGCGGGUCAAUUUGACCCAUUUUAAAGUUUGAAAAUUUGGAAAAUAUACAUAUUUUCACAGUGAAAACUUCCACAUUUUCAACAUUUUUGGGAAAUUUUUGAAAUUUUUUUGUACAAAAAAAAAGAAAUGUUAAAAAAAUGUGUCUUUAAGAACAUUCAGAAAAAAAUCAACCAAAAUCCUGCAAAAUUCGCUGGAUUUUGGUUGAUUUUUUUCUGAAUGUUCUUGAAGGAAAUAUGAGAACUUUAACGGAUAUAUAUGUAAUCACUUUAGGUAUUUUUAGCAUUUUUUUUUUUUUAGAAGAUUUUUAUUCAUUUUUUGAAAAUUAUUUACAAUUUUUAAAUUUUGUAAAAUUUUUGUUUCUUGCCACAUUUUUUU
Molecule: messenger RNA, 2167 nt
Organism: Amphiprion ocellaris (clown anemonefish)
Lineage: Eukaryota; Metazoa; Chordata; Actinopteri; Pomacentridae
Gene: spaca4l
Product: sperm acrosome associated 4 like
Exons: 3
Coding region: 108-494 (128 amino acids)
Source: RefSeq, a predicted model, not a curated record